This is a messenger RNA of Anthonomus grandis grandis, 1047 nucleotides long. RefSeq names its product enoyl-CoA delta isomerase 1, mitochondrial-like. The record is from RefSeq and is a predicted model, not a curated record. The transcript has a single exon. Gene Ontology annotation, molecular function: enoyl-CoA hydratase activity. NCBI's taxonomy places the organism in Eukaryota, Metazoa, Arthropoda, Insecta, Coleoptera, Curculionidae. Gene Ontology annotation, biological process: fatty acid beta-oxidation. Gene Ontology annotation, cellular component: mitochondrion. Bases 100 to 945 code for a protein of 281 amino acids.
AGCCACCAAGGUUGCAGUGGUGUUUUAAUCAUUAAAAGAUAAUAAGGGGACUGUGAACUUUGCCCAAAGUAUUUAGUUUUUGUUUUUGCAUCAAUUAAAAUGGCCCUAAAUAAUUUAUGUAAGUCCAGAAAAUUAGUUUCUGCCCUGCGAAGCAAAUUCUACAGUUCCACCGGGAGCUUAGUGAGUGUCGAGGUGAAUGAUCAGAGUGGCAUCGCCCUGGUGAACCUACAGAGGCCCCCAGUGAACAGUCUGAACCUUGAACUCCUCACCAGCUUCAAAGACACCUUAAAGACCCUGGAAAAGGAGAAAAGCAGGGGGGCAAUAAUCACCAGCCCAUUUAAAACAUUUUCGGCCGGGCUGGACAUCAUGGAGAUGUACAAUCCGGACCCCAAGAGGGCCAAAGAGUUCUGGAUCACCUUACAAGAUGUCUGGAUCGCCUUAUAUGGUUCCAGUUUCCCCACAGUAGCUCUGAUAAACGGCCCAUCCCCUGCAGGAGGCUGUUUACUCUCAAUGUGUUGUGAAUAUCGAAUAAUCGUGCCAAAAACCGUCAUAGGACUGAACGAGACCCAAUUGGGCAUCGUGGCCCCCUCCUGGUUCGCCGACACAAUGGAAAACACCAUCGGGAAAAGAACGACCGAACUGGCCCUCACCACUGGCAAACUGUUCACCAGUGAGGAGGCCUUGAAGGUGGGAUUGGUCGAUGAGGUGGUGCAGAGUAAGGAGGAAGGGUUGGAGAGGGCUCGAGGGUUCUUAAAUCGCUUUGCCAAGAUUUCUCCGAUGGCCAGGAGCAUGUCCAAGCAGAUCGUGCGAGGGGAGACCAUUCAGAAGUUGGUGAAAAAUCGGGAGGAGGAUUUGCAGCUGUUUCUGAACACUAUUCAGCAGGAGGAGGUGCGGAAGGGGUUGGGGAGGUACAUAGAGGCCCUCAAGAAGAAACAGACUGCUUAAGGAUAGAAGGGGAAUAGUUUAAUUAAAUCGUUUAUGUUUAUUUCAGAUCGUUUCACCCUCUAUAUAGAGUUUUUUUUAUAAAUUUGUAAAUAUUUCAUUUAA